GGGGUUCACGGUGGUUUCUCUCGCCCCGGAUCGGACCCUCCUCUGUCGAGCUCAUUCGUCAGUGCCGACGUCCUUGCCCCGGUAGUGCCGGUGGGGUAGUGCCCGUGUCCCCGCUGUUCAUCCUGCAUCCUUCGGCGUGCGGCGGAGUGGAGGAUGAGCGAGCAAGGGAAGGGCUCGGCAUCCGCCUCUGCCGCGGCCCCGGCACCAGGGUCGGAUACUUAUAAAGGCUGGCUUUUUAAAUGGACCAACUACUUGAAAGGAUACCAGCGGCGAUGGUUUGUCCUCAGCAACGGCCUGCUGUCAUAUUACAGGACGCAGGCAGAGAUGGCCCAUACAUGUCGUGGAACAAUCAACUUGGCCACGGCACACAUCGACACAGAGGAUGCUUGCAAUAUUGUCCUGAGCAGUGGCGGCCGCACUUACCACCUGAAGGCUAGCACGGAAGUGGAGCGGCAGAGAUGGGUCACAGCACUGGAGUUGGCCAAGGCUAAAGCCAUACGCAUGAUGAACGAUCAGUCUGAUGAUUCGGGGGACGAGGAGCCUACAUCGCAGUCGGACCGCAGCGAGAUUCAGGGCACCCUGAAGAUACUCGUCAGCAAGCUCGAUGACCUCAGCACAUGUAAUGACCUGAUUGCCAAGCAUGGGGCGGCCUUGCAGCGUUCUCUGAGUGAACUUGAGGGUCUGAAAGUCCCUGUAGAGGGCGGGGAGAAGAUCAAAGCAGUCAAUGAGCGAGCCACCCUCUUUCGCAUCACUUCCAAUGCUAUGAUCAAUGCGUGUCGAGACUUCUUGGACCUAGCAGAGACCCACAGCAGGAGAUGGCAGCGGGCGCUGCAGUAUGAGCGAGAGCAACGUACCCACCUAGAGGAGACUAUUGAGCAGCUUGCCAAGCAGCAUAACAGCCUGGAGCGAGCGUGGAGAGAAGCACCCACGCUUGUUUCCACCACGCCCAGUGCCCCUACUGCCAACAAGGGAGGGUGUGAGAGGCUGCACAAAGAAGAGGCGAGUGAUGAAGAUGAGGAUACUGAAUACUUUGAUGCCAUGGAGGAUUCCCCUGCAUUUAUCACAGUGACUGCCACUGAGAGCACACAGCACAGGCGAUCUCAGAGUAAUUUGAGUGGGGCGAGCGGAGGUCAGCCCAAUGACUGGAACCAGGACGACCAUAUGUCUCUGAGCUGUAAUGAUGUGUCAGGGAAAGAGCUGCAGCCCCGCAGACAGAGGCGGACUCAUGUCCCCGACAAGCCCAACUACUCCCUCAAUUUGUGGAGCAUCAUGAAGAACUGCAUCGGCAAGGAGCUCUCCAAAAUUCCCAUGCCUGUAAACUUCAACGAGCCUCUGUCGAUGCUGCAGCGUCUCACCGAGGACCUGGAGUAUCAUGAGCUGCUGGACAAGGCGGCGCGCUGCGACUCCUCACUGGAGCAGAUGUGCCUGGUCGCUGCCUUCUCCGUGUCGUCCUACUCCACAACGGUGCACCGGACAGCCAAGCCCUUCAACCCCCUCCUGGGCGAGACCUAUGAGCUCGAUCGACGGGAGGAGUUCGGCUACCGCUCUCUGUGUGAGCAGGUGAGCCAUCACCCCCCUGCAGCUGCACAUCAUGUGAUUUCCGAACGAGGCUGGACCCUGUGGCAGGAAAUCACCAUCGCCAGCAAGUUUCGUGGCAAAUACCUCUCCAUAAUGCCUCAGGGUGCCAUUCACCUCCAGUUCCACUCCAGCGGGAAUCACUACGUGUGGAGAAAAGUCACCUCCACAGUGCACAACAUCAUUGUGGGCAAGCUGUGGAUUGACCAGUCAGGGGACAUUGAGAUUGUGAAUCACAGGACCAAGGAGACCUGCCAGCUCAAGUUCUCCCCCUACAGUUAUUUCUCCAGGGACGUACCUCGGAAGGUGACAGGUGUGGUGGCAGACAGUGGAGGUCAGGCUCACUACAUCCUCUCUGGUACAUGGGAUGAUAAAAUUGAGAGCGCCAAGAUCGUUCAGAGCAGCCGAGGGGGCAGUGGAUCAGAGGGCAAGCAGAAGACGGUCUAUCAGACAUUGUCGCCCAAACUGUUGUGGAAGAAAUACCCUCUCCCGGAGAACGCUGAGAACAUGUACUACUUUUCAGCGCUGGCACUGACCCUGAAUGAGCAGGAGGACGGAGUGGGACUAACCGACAGCCGUCUGAGACCCGACCAGAAGCUGAUGGAGGAAGGGCGGUGGGACGAGGCAAACUUAGAAAAGCAGAGGCUAGAGGAAAAACAAAGAGCUGUGAGGAGGAGAAGGGAAGCGGAGGCCUCAGAUGCGCUUGAUGAAGGUAAAGAAUACGAAGGCUACCAGCCGCUUUGGUUUCACCAGAGGAGGGACUCAAUCACUGGAGAGACAAACUUUGUGUAUAAGGGAGGUUACUGGGAGGCGAAGGAGAGACAGGACUGGAGCAUGUGUCCUGACAUCUUCUAACCCAGGACCUCAGCCCGGAUCCUAACCUCAUCGGACAGGGAACUGCUCUGCCUCUGGUCCUUCAGCAAUGCGGCAUAGCUGGCUAAUGAGCACCAUGUGGACCUUUAGUGAGCAUGAGAAUGUGUAUGUUUCACACACUCUCGGAUUACCUCCAAAUAUACACUCUCAAUCUGUUUUUACUAUGGGGAAAAAGAAGGGGCGCUCCCUGAGUCUUUGACACUAUACUGAAACAGCAGUGAGAAAAUGUGUGGAUGUGAGGUGGUGUUAUAGUUGUAACACCGCCACAAUAAUGGCACCUGCACACUCCUGAAAUCAGGUGCUUCAUAAAUCUUACUCACAAUGCACUUUUCUGUGUUCACCAGAGUUUUUACAGAUUUGACCGAAACCCAUAUCAAAGCAGCUCACGAUUAUCGACUCACAACUAACAGGGACAAAAUCAUAAAUGGGCGCAUAAAAACAGAGCAGUGUUUAAUACCAACCCAGUCAACGUAGUAAAUUUUGGCAUUGUAUGUUUCUGCAAACCACGGAAAUGUUACAUUUGUCACAGAGAUGUUGAAAUUUAAUGUUUUAACAAUGCUGUGGACAACAUGUGGUUAGGCUAGGCACAAAACCACUUGGUUACGAUUAAUAAAAGAUUGCGUUUUUGCUCAAAAUACCCGGUUUUGUGGUACAAUUAUGGCUGAAAAUGCUUUGAUGUCUCUUUAUCAUCCCUGCCUGUCUAAAAAAACAUCCAGUUUUGUCAUAAGUUGGUCUUAUACCUACUGUAUAAGCUGCAGUUUGUCAGCUGUCUUGCCCAGGUAUCACACCGUCAUCCAAUUCCUCAACUUCCUGAUGACAAAGUCAGCUUUAUAUAUACGUACAUGAAAGCUUUGAUAUUUCACACAUGAAAUGUACAAAUGCAGCAUAUCUGUGGUUUGCAGGAGCAUACAAUGCCAACAUUUUCUUGUGACUGGGCUGUGAAUACACAUGUCAGUAUAUCAGGGGCUACAAGAAAAGUGUCCUCAUCUUCUGUUCUACUUAGCACAGUUGAGAUAAUGCCAGACCUUCUUUAUAAAUCUUUAAUUAGUUCCCUCUUUUUCUUCACAGGAAUGAUUUCAAGUGCUCAUUAUUUGCCCCUUUUAGAUGUUUAACAAAGAGUGUAAGGAAAUGGUGUCUGCAAAUUUUUAUCAGUUAUGCAGACACGUGUUCCAAAAAAAUUCAAUAAAUUAGACAUUCUGAAACAAAAAUAUAAACAAAUAUGAACAAAACAGGUAACGUGACCAUGGCCUUGGGAAAUAAUCCAAUACAUUUUUUAUAGUCAAUUCCUUAUACCAAUGAGAUGUUCUUUCAUGCUGCUUAUUUUUCUAUUCAUGGCAAUUCAGUUUUAUUUAGGUUGUGCAGAUGAAUUACUAUUAAUUAAUUGUAAGUGUUUUAAUUUGUAAGGCCUUUUAUUUUAAAUUAAAAUGUCUUAAGAUACACAGGGCAGAGCCAGGUGUGGAAUGGAGGUUGAUGGAGAAUGAUCUGACAGGCAAAGUGGCAUUACAUUGUGAAACAAAGCUGUGGGAAAAAAAUAAAAUUGGUCCAUAAUAAACUCUGUCAUCCUCAUAACAGGCAGGACAAAAUAACAUUUCAUAAUAUCAAGCUGUGUUUAAAAAAAUGUUCAGUUUAGUUUAGUUUACUUAUUUGCAAAAUAAUAAGAAAAUACAAAAUGAACAAUAAAAGUAAUUUCAAUGCUAGAAAGGAUAGAAGCCUGAAUGGCUUUUCCUCAAGUCCUUCCCUAUUUACAUUACAAAAUAAAGAGAAAAUACCGAUGUUUUUACUCAUCCAUACAAAACAAAAUAUGCAACAAACA
Molecule: messenger RNA, 4261 nt
Organism: Plectropomus leopardus (leopard coralgrouper)
Lineage: Eukaryota; Metazoa; Chordata; Actinopteri; Perciformes; Serranidae
Gene: osbp2b
Product: oxysterol binding protein 2b
Cellular component (GO): cytosol; perinuclear endoplasmic reticulum; plasma membrane
Molecular function (GO): cholesterol binding
Source: RefSeq, a predicted model, not a curated record